Molecule: messenger RNA, 3832 nt
Organism: Zingiber officinale
Lineage: Eukaryota; Viridiplantae; Streptophyta; Magnoliopsida; Zingiberales; Zingiberaceae
Product: serine/threonine-protein phosphatase BSL3-like
Exons: 21
Coding region: 347-3292 (981 amino acids)
Biological process (GO): brassinosteroid mediated signaling pathway
Molecular function (GO): protein binding; phosphoprotein phosphatase activity
Source: RefSeq, a predicted model, not a curated record
GACCAACACGGGAGAAGGGUUCUCUCUCUGUUCGCUCGCAUUUAUCUUCGCCGCUUUAAUUUCCCUAAUAAUAAUUCCGCUUCUUCCGAUUCGGAUUCGAGAGCGAGAGGGAGAGAGCGAUCGGUGGUGGAAAUCGAAGCAGAAGAGAAGAGAAGAGGUGAUCUACGUGCCUUCCAAGGCGAACUUCUCCGAGCGAUUAGGGAUCUCCGGCGACGGUGGUCAGGUUGAAUUUCGAUACCCGCGUCGAGGUGGGGCAGUGAUGCCUAUAGCGCCGGAGACGAGACCUGGCGGUUGGACUGAGUCGUAGGUCGCCGCGGUUCCUUCCCGCUGCCGUGUCUACACCGGUAUGGAGACCGACUCCUCGAUGGCGACGGACACGGACCACGAUCCAGCGACAGGGACCCGCCACGACCAAGCAAAUGGGACCGCCUUGCCUCCGUUUCCGGCGGAGGAGGCGGGGCAGCAGCGGCCGGUCGUGGUGGGGCCGAAACCCGCGCCGACGUACUCGGUGGUGGAUGCGGUCAUAGAGGGGAAGGAUGACGGGCCGACGUCUAGGUGCGGCCACACGUUCACGGCUAUAGCGGCUGUCGGGGAGGAGGGAACGCCUGGGCACAUAGGGCCGCGGCUUAUUCUGUUCGGAGGUGCGACGGCGCUCGAAGGCAAUUCAGCGGCCCCACCAUCGCCGGCAGCAAGUGCUGGCAUUCGCUUGGCAGGUGCAACGGCUGAUGUUCAUUGUUAUGAUGUGUUGACUAACAAAUGGACAAGGCUGACACCUCUUGGAGAGCCCCCAUCACCCAGGGCUGCACAUGUUGCAGCUGCUGUGGGAACUAUGGUAGUAAUCCAGGGUGGAAUUGGCCCUAAUGGUUUGUCAGCGGAGGAUCUUCAUGUUUUGGACUUGACUCAGCAGCGGCCACGGUGGCAUAGGGUUGUUGUCCAAGGACCUGGUCCAGGACCACGCUAUGGUCAUGUGAUGGCUCUAGUUGGUCAGAGAUUUCUAUUGACAAUUGGUGGAAAUGAUGGGAAACGCCCUUUAGCUGAUGUUUGGGCUCUUGAUACUGCUGCUAAACCCUAUGAAUGGAGGAAGUUGGAACCUGAAGGUGAUGGUCCACCUCCAUGCAUGUAUGCAACUGCAAGUGCACGCUCAGAUGGUCUUCUAUUGCUUUGUGGUGGGAGAGAUGCAAAUGGGGUGCCUCUGUCAAGUGCAUAUGGUCUUGCAAAACAUAGGGAUGGUCGUUGGGAAUGGGCUAUUGCUCCUGGCGUUUCUCCUUCUCCAAGAUACCAGCAUGCCGCUGUUUUUGUCAAUGCUAGGCUUCAUGUCUCUGGAGGGGCUCUUGGUGGUGGACGAAUUGUAGAAGACUCUUCAAGCAUUGCUGUGCUAGACACUGCUGCUGGAGUUUGGUGUGAUACCAAGUCUGUUGUUACAAGUCCCAGGAAAGGGAGAUAUAGUGCUGAUGCAGCUGGCGGAGAAGCAUCUGUUGAGAUAACAAGGCGUUGUAGGCAUGCGUCCGCUGCUGUCGGUGACAAAAUCUUCAUUUAUGGAGGAUUACGAGGCGGUAUGCUUCUUGAUGACCUACUUGUUGCGGAAGAUCCAGCUGCUACUGAAACAAGUGCAGCUUCCCACAUUACUGCUUCAGCUGCUAAUGCAAAUGCACAAAUAGGUGGAACGCCAGAAAGAUACAUGUUCUUUGAUGAAAGAUCAAGGCAAACUUCUACUGAAACAGUUCUUGAUGGUGCAGCAGUGAUGGAACCUUCAGUGGCUACUGUCAAUGGCGAUAUGUACACCAACAUGAACACUGAUGAUUCCAUGCUUCAAGGACCGAGAUUGAACAAAGGUGUUCAGUAUUUAGUAGAAGCGUCAGCAGCAGAAGCUGAGGCAAUUAGUGCUGCUUUAGCUGCUGCCAAGGCACGACGGAUCAAUGGUGAGGUCGAACAAUUGCCUGAUCAAUCCUAUGAUUCAGAGGAUACUCCAGGUGAAAAACAACUCUCAAAUCUCAGUAAAACAUCAGACGCUUCACUUUCAAAUGGUGCAUCUCGAAUUGGGGUCCGAUUGCAUCAUAGAGCGGUGGUUGUAGCAGCCGAGACAGGAGGUGCUUUGGGUGGUAUGGUCAGGCAGCUCUCAAUCGAUCAAUUUGAAAAUGAAGGUAGAAGGGUCAGCUAUGGCACACCAGAGAAUGCUACUGCUGCUAGGAAACUAUUAGACCGUCAAAUGUCUAUUAAUAGUAUACCCAAAAAGGUUGUUGCUCAUCUCCUGAAACCACGUGGUUGGAAACCCCCUGUACGCCGACAGUUCUUCUUAGAUUGUAAUGAGAUUGCUGAGCUCUGUGAUAGUUCUGAAAGAAUAUUCACUAGUGAGCCAACUGUUCUACAAAUUAAAGCUCCUGUCAAAAUCUUUGGUGAUUUACAUGGUCAAUUUGGGGAUCUUAUGCGGUUGUUUGAUGAGUAUGGUGCUCCUUCAACAGCAGGGGACAUUUCUUAUAUUGAUUAUCUCUUUUUGGGUGACUAUGUUGACCGUGGCCAACAUAGCCUGGAAACUAUUACUCUUCUCCUUGCAUUGAAGAUCGAGUAUCCACACAGUGUUCAUUUAAUUCGUGGAAACCAUGAAGCAGCAGACAUUAAUGCUUUAUUUGGGUUUCGUACUGAGUGCAUUGAGCGAAUGGGAGAACGAGACGGAAUUUGGGCAUGGCACCGUUUUAACCGAUUGUUUAAUUGGUUGCCUUUAGCUGCUACAAUUGAGAAGAAGAUUAUCUGCAUGCAUGGUGGCAUUGGCCGUUCGAUAAAUCAUGUAGAGCAGAUUGAAAACCUUCAGCGACCUAUCACAAUGGAAACUGGUGCAAUCGUUCUUAUGGAUCUGCUAUGGUCUGAUCCAACAGAGAAUGAUAGUGUUGAAGGUUUAAGACCAAAUGCCAGGGGUCCUGGCUUGGUUACUUUUGGGCCUGACCGAGUCAUUGAGUUCUGCAAUAAUAAUGACCUCCAAUUGAUAGUACGGGCACAUGAGUGUGUCAUGGAUGGUUUUGAACGGUUUGCUCAGGGUCAUUUAAUCACUCUUUUCUCUGCAACUAACUAUUGUGGAACAGCAAAUAAUGCCGGGGCAAUUUUGGUUUUGGGACGAGAUCUCGUGGUCGUCCCAAAGCUAAUUCAUCCUUUACCUCCUGCCAUCAAUUUGUCCGAAACAUCACCGGAGCGUCAUAUUGAGGAUACAUGGAUGCAGGAAAUUAAUGCCAACAGACCGGCCACGCCUACCCGAGGCCGACCCCAAGUGGCAAAUGAUCGAGGUUCUCUAGCCUGGAUAUAGUAAUCACCCAAAAUACAUAUAUACUAAUGCCCGUUCCAUGAACUGAGGUCCCCAGUGGUUCAUGUGUCAGAACUCUUUUAGACAAGAAAGCUGGUUUUAUUAACUGACCAAAAAAUUUGUAAAGCUCUUAGAUGUUUCAACAUGUAAAGUAAAUUGAUAGUUGCUUACAGAGGUGUUUGGAGUCAUUAUCAUGUAACUUUAACAUGUGAACUGGUUGGUUUACUGCACUAGGAAGUGCUCGGAGGCUGCCCCCGUUGACACAAGCUUCACAACUGUAUAUUCUGCUGCAGGAUAGGCGACUUCAUGUAUUUGUUGCUGGUUUUAAAUCAUUGCUGGUAUUUUUGUAGUAAUUCUUUGUUACUCAAGAAGUAAUAUUUUUUUUUUGGAACUGAGGUUAACAAUCACUAUGAGCCAUGUAUAAUAAUAGUCUUUCCCCAUACAGCGCUUCUGUCACUGUAAUUUCUCUGGUGAUGCCGUGUACAAUACAAGUUUUGAGUGUGUUGCAAUGGAUAAGGUUGUGUUGGUUUGUGAGAAUAUGAA